Tripterygium wilfordii is the source of this 645-nucleotide messenger RNA. Its product is annotated as ethylene-responsive transcription factor WIN1-like. Gene Ontology annotation, molecular function: DNA binding; DNA-binding transcription factor activity. NCBI's taxonomy places the organism in Eukaryota, Viridiplantae, Streptophyta, Magnoliopsida, Celastrales, Celastraceae. The record is from RefSeq and is a predicted model, not a curated record. Gene Ontology annotation, biological process: regulation of DNA-templated transcription. The transcript is spliced from 2 exons. Bases 1 to 603 code for a protein of 200 amino acids.
AUGGUACAAUCAAAGAAGUUCAGAGGUGUCAGGCAACGCCACUGGGGCUCUUGGGUCUCUGAGAUUCGCCAUCCAUUACUAAAAAGAAGGGUUUGGCUAGGGACAUUCGACACAGCCGAGGAAGCAGCCCGAGCAUACGAUGAGGCGGCGAUUUUGAUGAACGGUCGCAAUGCUAAAACAAACUUCCCAGUACUGAACAACAACAAUCAACCAGGUGGCUAUGAUCAUCAGACUAAUCCUUUGCAAUCAGGAUUACAGUCUAAUAAUUCGGUUCUUAGCGCGAAAUUACGCAGAUGUUGCAAGUCACCUUCUCCAUCGCUCACUUGUUUAAGGCUCGACAAUGAGAACUCCCACAUUGGGGUGUGGCAACAGAGCGCAGGGCCUCGUAGAGACUCCAAUUGGGUUAUGAUUGUUGAGCUAGAAAAGCAGAAGAAGAACAAUAAUAAUAAUAAUAAUAAUGGAGUAGCUAAUUCAGAGCCUAAACACUGCGAGAUUAAUGGGGAGUCAUCGCAAGUGGUGGAGCAGGAUAUCUGUCGUAAUGGAUUGGAUGAGGAGGAGAGAAUUGCAUUGCAAAUGAUAGAAGAACUCCUAAACAGGAAUUGAUCAUUACAUAUAUAUAUACACAUAUACAUAUAUAGAGUAAUG